UCUUUUUGAUAGCAUCCGCGCUGCUUGUCCUGUGGGUCCUCCUGCGAUGGCGCAACAGUAACAGAUGACAACUGCAGAGAGGAUGAUAAUGCUAAACUUUUCGUCGGUCUGCCUGUGAAACCUAGUACAAAGCAAAUAGAGGAAAGACCGUUCUCUCAAAAUCUGAUUACCUUGAGGGAUAAAAGAUGGAAAGACAUCAGAGCUAUUCUUACACCUUCAUUCACUGCUUCAAAAAUGAAACAAAUGGCUCCUAUAAUAAAUGACGCUGUUGAUUCCCUCAUUAACAAUGUGGAAAGGAAAAGUAAUGCUGGAGAAUCCUUUGAUAUUUACUCAAUGUAUCAGGGUCUUACCAUGGAUGUCAUUGGCAGAACAGCAUUUGGGAUCCAAACGGAUGUUCAAAAUGACCCAAAUGACCCAUUCAUCAGAUCGGCAAGAGUUCUUCUCUCUGACGACAUUCGGAAUGUUUUAGCUAUCAUAGCAGCGAGUUUCCGUGAAUUAGAUCGUUUGUGGUUCUACGUCAAUAGGAUAAGAUUUAUGUUCAAGAACAAAGGAAAGAAUCCUAUGACAGAACUGCUAGAGUCUGUGAAAAAAGUCAUAAAUCUCAGAAGAAAGAAUAAAGAGAGUCGACGAAACGAUUUGCUCCAAUUGAUGUUAGAUGCUAAGACCGAUGAAACGUCCACUGUCACUACAGAUGACCUUACUGCUAAAGAUAAUAUUGACACUACAGAAAAUCAAACUACAGGUUCAUCUUCAGGAAAGAUUAUCCGGCAAAUGACUGAUGCUGAAAUCAUAAGCAAUUCACUUCUUUUCUUCUUGGCUGGGUAUGAAACGACGAGCAAUGCCCUUGCAUUUACUACACAUUUUCUACUAAAUUACCCUGAAAUACAAGACAAAGUUAGAGAAGAAGUGCUACAGCUUUUGAAGUCCGAGAAUGAAUUGGAUUACUAUUCAGUAAACAAGCUGCAAUAUUUGGAUAAUGUGUUACAUGAGUCCCUGCGACUUUAUCCUCCAGUUCAUCUAUUUGUAAGCAGAGAAUGUGGAGAAGACGUACAGUUUGAUAAAAUUCGUUUAAAAAAAGGAUUAGCCGUUCAAGUACCUGCAUUUAUUUUACACAGAGAUCCAGAACUGUGGGAGGAUCCAGAGAAGUUUAAACCAGAAAGAUUUGCUCCUGAGAACAAAGAAAAACUUAACCCUUUAGCAUAUCAACCCUUUGGAGCUGGGCCUAGGAACUGCGUUGGUAUGAGGUUUGCUCUCAUGGAAGCUAAAUUAGCCUUAGCCAGACUUCUAUCAAAGUAUAAGCUCAAACGUUGUGCAGAAACUGAAAGUGAACCAAUACCAUUAAUGAUAAGACGAAAUUCUAUAAAACCUGGAAAGGGAGUUUAUCUGAAGGCUGUCCCAUUCUAAUCUUAGGCAGGAAAAUAUGAAACCAUGUUAUGCUUGUAAAUAUAGAAACUCGUGGAAUAAAUUUGUCACAUAUUUGUUUCAGUAACCGAUGUUAUACCAAUGUUUUGUGUAUUUUAACUAACAAUGUGUUGUGUAUUUUAAAUUGUAAUAUAGUACAUUAUCAAUGAUAUUGUUUAGUCAGUGAUGCUUUGGAUUUGAUGGUUUAAUGUUUGGAAUAAGUGUUUCAUUAAAAAAUACUCCAUAAUUUUUCUUCUUA
This is a messenger RNA of Stegodyphus dumicola, 1660 nucleotides long. RefSeq names its product cytochrome P450 3A24-like. NCBI's taxonomy places the organism in Eukaryota, Metazoa, Arthropoda, Arachnida, Araneae, Eresidae. Gene Ontology annotation, molecular function: oxidoreductase activity, acting on paired donors, with incorporation or reduction of molecular oxygen; iron ion binding; heme binding. The record is from RefSeq and is a predicted model, not a curated record.